UUUGGACAGGCAACGGCAGCACCAGCAACAGAGGUCAAGCCAUCACCGUUUGGACAGAAUACGGCAGCACCAGCAACAGAGGUCAAGCCAUCACCAUUUGGACAGGCGAAUGCGGCAAUGGGGGGCGGUGUCUUACCCUCGGGUUCCUUAGUAGGAGAAGGUCGUGAAUCGUUGUCCGUGUUUAAUAAGUCGGCUUUCGGCGGGAGUGCAUUCGCUUCUCAAGGAGGAGCGUUUGGAUCAAACCCUAAUGUUGUUUCUUCUGCAUUCGGUAAGUCGAAUUCUUCUGGUGGAAGUGGUUUUGGUAGUGUUCCUUCUUGCUCUACUGCUGGCGAAGGGGUUGGUGGUGGAAGUGCUUUUGUUUGUCAAGGUUCUGCGUUUGGAUCUACAUUGACGGGGGGAGAAAGUGCCUUCGGAAAGUCUAGUGCAUUUAGCCGGACCGGUUUUGCUGCUGAUGGAAGAACGGCAGUCGGAGGUGCUUUUGGUAUCUCUGGUGGAACUGCGUUUGGUGCACCGUUGGCUGGUAACUCUGCAGCACCAAGUGCUUUUGCGAAUAGUAGUUCCGCUUUUCAGUCUUCGUCACUUUCAAGCAUAGCAGGAAACUAUAAGGCCACCCCACAGUUUAAGAGUGUUUUCGGAGCCCGCUAG
Trypanosoma theileri is the source of this 645-nucleotide messenger RNA. RefSeq lists its product as uncharacterized. The annotation marks the transcript as partial. The record is from RefSeq and is a predicted model, not a curated record. Lineage: Eukaryota; Euglenozoa; Kinetoplastea; Trypanosomatida; Trypanosomatidae. The transcript has a single exon.